CUUUGGAAGAGUAGAUACAUAAUUGUUUGUGUGGUUAAAGAAUUUAAUUAUUUUAUUCAAGUAUAGGGUAAACGCAUGUUGUUUGGAGCACUGCAGUAGGGAUGAAUCGUAGAGGUUUAAAUACUGGUAAUACGAUGUCUUCUCAAUCAAAUAUUGACGAAGCAAGUUGGAAGGGGGUAUCAGAAGGCCCAACAAUGUUGCCUUCAACAAAUUCAGCGACACUUAAUCCGGACGCCAAUAAUCAAAGUGGAUUUCCCCAAGGAGGUCUCCCAUACAAUUCCAGUGGUAACCCAUACCCACAGGCUGGUCAAUCGUCUCCUGCCGGCAAUCAGUCCCUUGUAUUCCAAAACUCAAACCAGCCUGGUUCGAAUACUCCGCAGUACACGUCGUCGCCCGCACCAUCGGGAUCAUCGACCCCAGGGCCUGUUGGAGUUGGCGCUCAAAAUAUACAGGGAAAUUAUUCACAAUCGACGACUGCGGGAAACUUUAACGGACCCGUUGGCGGACCCUUUGGCUCGCCAUCAUCAGGCUUAGGGCAAUUUAGCCGCCCGGCCAGCUCUGGCACUCCAUUCAAUAGUGGUCAACCCGGGGGACACUUUUCUUCGCCAACAGUUUUCGGAGUUGGUGGCCAAUUCAAUCCCAUGCCACCGGCAUCGCCAUUUGGGCACAGUGGCAAUCAUCCCAUGAUGGGAGGCCCCCAGCAGAUGGAUAGAAUCGACCAAGGCUUCAGAAGGCAUAACUCUUACUUUAGUCACACGGAGCACCGCGUAUUCGAGCUAAACAAGCGUCUUCAGCAAAGAAACGAAGACAGCGAUAACUGCUGGUGGGACUCCUUUACAACAGAGUUUUUUGAAGAUGACGCCAGGCUAACCAUAUUAUUUUGCUUGGAGGAUGGACCAAAAAGAUAUACGAUUGGACGAACGCUUGUGCCGCGCUUCUUUAGAAGCAUCUUUGAGGGCGGUGUGUCCGACUUGUACUUUCAGUUGAAGCACGCCAAGGAAUCUUUUCACAACACGUCUAUAACCUUGGACUGUGACCAGUGCACGGUUAUCACACAGCAUGGGAAACCAUUUUUUACAAAAGUAUGUGCAGAUGCAAGACUUAUACUAGAAUUUAUGUACGAUGAUUAUAUGAGAAUUAAAUCGUGGCACAUGACCAUCAAGGGACAUAGAGAGCUCAUUCCAAGAUCUGUAAUUGGCACAUCGCUGCCGCCAGACCCUAUGCUACUUGACCAGAUCACAAAGAAUAUAACAAGAGCCGGCAUAACAAACUCGACACUUAAUUAUUUGCGACUGUGUGUUAUACUUGAGCCCAUGCAAGAGCUAAUGUCGCGCCACAAGGCUUAUGCACUUAGUCCCCGUGAUUGCUUGAAGACUACUUUAUUUCAAAAAUGGCAACGCAUGGUGGCACCCCCCGGAAAAAAGGAUCCCCAAAGGCCACCAAAUAAACGUCGCAAAAGAAAAGGCUCUAACUCCGGAGGCGGCAAUAAUACAAACACUCCACCGGUAGCAAAUCAAAAGCGUUCUCCAUCAGGGCCCAGUUUCUCGCUCUCAUCGCAAGAUGUGAUGGUCGUGGGUGAACCGACUCUUAUGGGCGGUGAGUUUGGCGAAGAAGAUGAGCGACUAAUUACACGUCUAGAGAACACACAGUAUGAUGGUACCAAUGCUGUGGAACAUGAUAAUCACACUGGAUUCGGGCAUGCCGACUCGCCAAUAUCUGGCUCCAAUCCCUGGAGCAUGGACCGAGCGGGCGCUAUACCAGCUAGUCCGGGUAAUGCAUCGACGCAACAAAAUAAUGCAAAUAUAGCUGAUAUUGAUAAGAAGAGCCCCAUUGUCUCGCAAUAGGAACAAAUGAUAAAAGUCUCAUUUUUCGAUAUAUUGUCAAAUGUAUUUUCAUACUUGCAUGUAAAAAUAUUUUUAAAUAAAGUUUCAAAGCUUUAGGUAAUGUAUAUAAGGUUAUCAAGUAUGUUGUAAUUAUUUACAUCACAUGCGAAUCAUUUAUCCGAUUAAACAGUGGAUAAAUACUUAGCUUAAUCAGUUUAUUCCAAGUGAGAAUUAAAUAUUUUUUUAGAGAUGUUAAGCACAAGCACAAACAAGGAAAUUUGUCUACUAUUUGUGCAAUAUACUUGUAAUUCCUUAAUUAUCAUAUAAUAUCAAUAUCUACAUUUCUGUUUUCUCUU
Messenger RNA from Drosophila busckii, 2179 nucleotides. It is a transcript of the gene Chi, whose product is annotated as LIM domain-binding protein 2. Gene Ontology annotation, cellular component: nucleus; transcription regulator complex. The coding region runs from base 102 to 1844 and encodes 580 amino acids. Gene Ontology annotation, molecular function: LIM domain binding. Lineage: Eukaryota; Metazoa; Arthropoda; Insecta; Diptera; Drosophilidae. Gene Ontology annotation, biological process: negative regulation of transcription by RNA polymerase II; nervous system development; positive regulation of transcription by RNA polymerase II. The transcript is spliced from 2 exons. The record is from RefSeq and is a predicted model, not a curated record.